Dicentrarchus labrax (European seabass) is the source of this 2341-nucleotide messenger RNA. Its product is annotated as E3 ubiquitin-protein ligase TRIM39-like. Lineage: Eukaryota; Metazoa; Chordata; Actinopteri; Moronidae. The transcript has 2 exons. The record is from RefSeq and is a predicted model, not a curated record. Gene Ontology annotation, molecular function: protein binding; zinc ion binding. The coding region runs from base 150 to 1793 and encodes 547 amino acids.
CAACAUUUCUCUGAUGAAACUGAAAGUUAGUCAGAGUGACUGUAGAGCUGAAGUCGAGACAAGUCUCUCUCUCUCUCUCCAUAAGUUAAAAUUCAAGCGUUCAUCAGGCCUUUCUCCACAGCAUAGCAGUGUCUCUGACAAACACUGAUAUGGCUGCAGCCAACUGUCUGCUAUCUGAAGAUCAGUUCCUGUGCUCCAUCUGUCUGGAUGUGUUCACUGAUCCAGUCACCACAUCAUGUGGACACAACUUCUGUAAAACCUGCAUCACUGAACACUGGAAUGUGAAUGUCCUGUGGAAGUGUCCCAUGUGUAAAAAGGUUUUUACCACAAAACCAGAACUGCACAUCAACACUUUUAUCUCUGAGAUGGUUGCUCAGUUCAGAGAGGAAGCUGAACAGAAAGCCAGCAGCAGCAGCUCAGAGCAACAAGUGUCCGAACCAGGAGAAGUUCCCUGUGACGUCUGCACUGGAACCAAACUGAAGGCCCUGAAGUCCUGCCUGGAUUGUCUGACCUCCUACUGUGAGACUCACCUGGAGCCUCAUCUGACUGUGUCAGGCCUGAAAAGACAUCAGCUGAUCGACCCUGUGGAGAACCUGGAAGGCAGGAUGUGUAUGAAGCACGAUAAACCUCUGGAGCUGUUCUGUAAGACCGACCAGACAUGUGUCUGCAUGCUCUGCCCUGUUUUAGAUCACAAGACACAUGAGUUUGUUCCUCUGAGAGAAGAAUAUGAAGAAAAGAAAGCAGAGCUGGGGAAGACAGAGGCUGAAAUUCAGCAGAUGAUCCAGAAGAGACAACUGAAGAUUCAGGAGCUCAAACGAUCAUUCAGCUUCAGCAAUGAAAAUGCAGAGAGAGAGAUAGCAGAAGGUGUUCGGGUAUUCACAACUCUGAUGCAGUCUGUUGAAAGAGGCCUGAAUGAGCUCAUUGACACAAUUGAAGAGAAGCAGAGAACGACACAGAAACAGACUGAAGACCUCGUCAAAGAGGUAGAACAAGAAAUCUCUGAGCUGAAGAAGAGAGGAGCUGAGGUGGUGCAGCUCUCACUCUCUGAAGACCACCUUCAGCUCCUCCAAUGCGCCCCAUCCCUGAUAGCAGCUCCCCCCACCAAAGACUGGACAGAGCUCAACGUCCACCCACUGUCAUACGAAGGGACUGUGGUGAGAGCUGCGUCUCAGUUGGAGGAGAAACUCAAUAAAGAGUUUACUGAGCUCCGUGUUUCUAAUCUGAUCAGGGUCCAGCGAUAUGCCAUAAACGUCACUCUUGAUCCUAAUACAGCACAUCCUGAACUCAACCUGUCUGAUGAUAGGAAACAAGUCAGUCAUUGUGAUGUAAAGAAGAAUCUCCCAGACAACCCAGAGAGAUUUUCUAAUUCUCUGUGUGUUUUAGGAAAGCAGAGUUUCUCUUCAGGCAGAUUUUACUGCGAGGUUCAAGUCGAAGGAAAGACUAAAUGGACUUUAGGAGUGAUCAGUGAGUCUAUAAACAGGAAAGAGAACACCCCCCCGCGGCCUCAGGAGGGUUACUGGACUAUAUGUUUGAGAAACAGAAAUGAGUACAAAGCUUUUGCUGAUCCCGAUGUCUAUCUCCGUCUGAAGUGGAGGCCUCAGAAGGUGGGGGUGUUUGUGGAUUACGAGGAGGGACUGGUCUCCUUUUAUGAUGUACAUACAGCAGCUCUUAUGCAUUGCUUUACUGGCUGCUCCUUCACAGAGAAACUUUAUCUGUACUUUGGUCCUUGCCCUAAUGAUGGCGGUAAAAACUCCGCCCCUCUGAUCAUCACUCCUAUCAAAAGAAACACUUAGACCAAUUACUUGACUUUGCAUGGUCAGUGUUAAAGGAGCAGUGUGUGGCAUCUGGUGGUGAACUGUAGAAAGAGGACCUGUUCCCUCUGUAGAUAAAAAUGUCUCAUAGUGAAAUGUUAUAUUCUGUUUCUGCUGUAUUCUGUAAAAAGAGCCCCCCUAUAUUUUACACAUUGGACCUUUAAGACAGAAAAUAUUCAUUGGUAAUGAUCGCUGUAUUUUCUCUUUUAAUGAAUUGAGAAUGAUUUGGUUGGUGAGUUGAACCCACUAAUGUGUCUGAUGAGUUGAAAUAUGUAUCAAGGAUGGACAUUAAGAAUAAAGCCAUUUUAUGUGAUUGCACAGAUUUUAUCUUAUGUUUGCAAAUAUGUCAUUCAAUAUAAGUUUCCAAGAGUUCCAAAACAUCAUGUAAUAAAUGUCCACAGAAACAAGACUCCAUUAUUUCUAUUGAGGUAUGUAUUCAUAUAGAACUUUAUAGAAUCAGUGAUUUUGCAUCAGUAAUCGUAUUUUUUUUAUAUCUUUAUGAAGAAAUAAAUUCAUAUGGAAAAAUCUUG